CAAGAUACCUAACAGGUUUAGAUAGAUCAUUGUCUACCUACCUACCUUAACCUUUGUUAGAAUAUGAAUUUUAUGCUAUACGACAAUCGGCAGCCAAUCGCAUUUCUUAGUAGCGCUAGAAGUUGCAACUUCUUUGAAAUCUAAGCGUUGAACCUUAAACAUAGUGCUCAAUUUCCAGAAUUUGUACCCUCGCUCCAACACUUCGCGCUCAUAUAUUUUACAAGACUAUUUAUACUGCAACAUAGAGGGGAUCUCUAUACCAGUACAUAAAUCCACACACCUUCAGCUAUGCAGCUUGUUGGGUCAAAGGCGUCGCAACGCCUAGAUGAUAUAGGUGAGGGAAGCGUCACUCUGCUUCCCGUGGACCCGGAAGACAUGUGGCACGCAAAUAACCUAAUAGGACCCGAAGACAUCGUCAAAGCGCAUGCGAUCCGAAAAGUGACGACAGAAACAAAGACUGGCAGCACCAUCUCAGAAAGGGUACAUACCGACCUUACGAUACGAGUCACUUCGACCUUCUUCGACCCGGGCGCGUCCCAAUUACACGUCUCGGGCACAGUCAUCGUCGAGAACAACUUUGCCAGUCUCGGACAGUACCACACACUCGACCUCGAGCUGAACCGGCCGUUUACAUUAUGGAAGAACUACGGUUGGGACUCGGUAGCAAAAGAAACCCUAGCAGACGCGCUCAAGCAGGAUAAAGAGGGCGCCGUAGCGGCUGUAGUGAUGCAGGAGGGUAUCGCGAACAUCUGUCUCAUCACCGAAUACCGUACUAUACUCAAACAAAGGGUAGAGAGCACAAUACCUAAGAAGAGGUCAAGCAGUUCAGAACAGGACUCGGGGAUGAAGCGGUUCUUUGAAAAGACCUUGAGCACUUUAAUGCGCAGCAUAGACUUCUCGGUUCCUCGACCAUUACUGCUUGCUAGUCCCGGAUUCGUCGCGGGGGAUUUCAAAAAGUACGUGUCGGACGAGGGUGCACGUAGGGGUGACAAAGCUAUGAUGGCUAUGGCUAGAGGAGCGACAGUGGUGCAUUCGAGUUCGGGGCAUCUGCACAGCUUAAACGAAAUACUGAAAAGUUCCGAAGUCAUGGCAACUAUGAAGGACAUGAAGUUCUCCAAGGAGACUAGAUUUAUGGACGAUUUCUUCGACAAGUUGCGAAAAGACGACGGUCGAGCCUGGUACGGCACGGGCCCGGUGGAGAAGGCCGUCCGAGAAGGUGCCGUUGGUAGAGGUGGAGGCGUCUUGCUGAUCAACAAUUCACUAUUUCGAAGUAUGGAUAUCGCGACAAGAAAGAGAUACGUAGCUAUGGUCGACAAGGUAAAAGAGGACGGGGGAGAGGCAAGAAUUCUCAGCAGUGAUCACGAGAGUGGGCAACGGUUAGAUGCUCUAGGAGGCAUAGCUGCUAUACUUACAUAUCCCAUGCUAGAUCUGGACGAAGAGGAUGAGACAGGUGCCGAUGGGAAUGCUGAGACGGAGGGGGGCAUGAUAAUAUGAAUUUUUAAUAUAUCCCCUGCUGUAUUGGCGGUGUUACUAUGCAAGUGGGUGGCAGUGCUAUACGGAAAUCAGAUAUUAGGCGCGUUUGGUUGGAGACAAUGACAUAUGAUGACGCACAUAAGGGCUAUGAAAAAGAUGGUUCAUAGGAGGUACCUAUUAGAAGGGGACCUAAUUGGAGUACAAAGAAAAGUGAGCUUUACGUCAUUAUGCGCCGUUUGUCCUCAGUUCUAAACGUUCUUCUCAUUGCUGAUACAUGGGUAAUA
Messenger RNA from Daldinia caldariorum, 1757 nucleotides. RefSeq lists its product as uncharacterized. The record is from RefSeq and is a predicted model, not a curated record. The coding region runs from base 289 to 1494 and encodes 401 amino acids. Gene Ontology annotation, cellular component: cytoplasm. The transcript has 3 exons. Lineage: Eukaryota; Fungi; Ascomycota; Sordariomycetes; Xylariales; Hypoxylaceae. Gene Ontology annotation, biological process: nuclear-transcribed mRNA catabolic process, non-stop decay; ribosome disassembly; nonfunctional rRNA decay.